AUAACUUUGAGUUGGCCAUCAUUCUAGUUAUUGUACGAUAUGAGUAUGGCAAGCAAGUUCCUGCCUGUCAAAGACAAAAAAAUGGGCCUAGAUAAGGAUGUGAAGAGGGAACCGUUGGACAUCAAAUCAAACCCCAGUGAACCUGAGGACCCCAGCCAUUCCAUCUUAUCUGACCCAGAAGAUUACUUGGAAGAGAAUGAAUCGCUUGACAUGAACUUGACUAAUGGUGCACAAAAGAUCUGGUUGGUUAAAUUGCCCAGGUAUUUGGCCGAUAAGUGGUCUAAAACAAACGACUUGAGUGGGAAGCAAAUUGCCACCGUCAAGAUUAAAAAGAAUACAAGCGGAGGCAAGCUUCAGGUCAAAUUGGUGCUUGACAAGAAAGAAUCCAAUUCCGAUAUACCACAAGAAUAUGAUAUUGCUAUGUUGAAUACCCAGGUCAGAAACUCAUAUGUAUUCAGCGAAGAAAACUUGAAAAAGUUCAAGCAAGAAUUAACAGAAGUCGGAGCGAUGCCGGAACAACCAGAAUUAAAGUCCAUAGAGAAAAGAGGAGAAUUCAUCCCACCGGAACCAGAACAAACCGGCAGGUUCUAUCGUAUACAAAAGAAUGAUAGCUCUGAAAAGGCAAUUCCAUUCGUCAAGACAAUUCCAAAAAAAACUGCAUUGGCAGGUAAGAUCUGUCACGAUUGUCAAAUUGUGCCAUCGAAGAAUGAUUCCAGAUACAGUGAAAUUUUAUCCAAGAGACAAAAUAUAACUCAGGGCCCAGCCAGACCAAAGGUGACAUUCUUGAAUGAAAUCCCAGGUGUGUUACAAGCUAACGCUGGUCCAUCGAUUAGGGGUAAUAAUUCAUCCAUAUUCUUGAAGUCGAACCACAAUAAAAGAAAUGCUGAGGGAAGAGCCAUCAGAAUGCCCAAGAAGGAUUUAUUGGAUUUAUUAUUCAGAUUGUUCGAAGAAUACGAAUAUUGGUCUAUGAAGGGUUUGAAGGAAAGGACCAGACAGCCUGAGUCGUACUUGAAAGAGUCUUUAGAUUCAAUCGCAAACUUGAUCAAGAAGGGACCUUAUACAUCCAAGUACAACUUAAAACCUGAAUACAGGAGAUUAAGAGACGCUGAAAGAGCAGUCAGAUUGGGCUUGGAUGCUAACGCUGAUGAUAACGAUAACAAGGAUGACGAAGACGAUGACGAUAUGGAGGAUGUCGUUUAAAUAGGCUUUACAAAUGUCAUAUCUAUUAAACCGUAUAAGAUCCCAAGAGACCUUAUUAUAUAUUAAAUAUACAAUAGAUUAGAAACAAAACUAUGAAGU
Messenger RNA from Suhomyces tanzawaensis NRRL Y-17324, 1299 nucleotides. RefSeq names its product transcription factor IIF subunit. Lineage: Eukaryota; Fungi; Ascomycota; Pichiomycetes; Serinales; Debaryomycetaceae. Gene Ontology annotation, cellular component: transcription factor TFIIF complex. The record is from RefSeq and is a predicted model, not a curated record. The transcript has a single exon. Gene Ontology annotation, biological process: transcription initiation at RNA polymerase II promoter; transcription by RNA polymerase II. The coding region runs from base 82 to 1200 and encodes 372 amino acids.